This is a messenger RNA of Rhinolophus ferrumequinum (greater horseshoe bat), 3778 nucleotides long. It is a transcript of the gene RSAD2, whose product is annotated as radical S-adenosyl methionine domain containing 2. The coding region runs from base 34 to 1122 and encodes 362 amino acids. Gene Ontology annotation, cellular component: mitochondrion; lipid droplet; endoplasmic reticulum membrane. Gene Ontology annotation, biological process: positive regulation of immune response; defense response to virus. Gene Ontology annotation, molecular function: catalytic activity; 4 iron, 4 sulfur cluster binding. Lineage: Eukaryota; Metazoa; Chordata; Mammalia; Chiroptera; Rhinolophidae. The record is from RefSeq and is a predicted model, not a curated record. The transcript is spliced from 6 exons.
CCGAGCUGAGGGGCAGUCACAGCUCCUGGCACCAUGUGGCUACUCGUGCCCCUGGCUUUCGCUGGAAAGGUGCUGAGCACCUGCAGGAAGCAGCUGAGCUCUCUGUGGGGCAGCCUGGUGCCCCUGCUCCUCUGGCUCAGGGCAACGCUCUGGCUGGCAGGGACUGAUGGGGCACAGACGCUGACGGAAAGGAAAGAACCCGAGGGGACCAAAAACCAGGAGGAGGGCAGCGAGGAUCAGUCCGUCAUCCCCACCAGCGUCAACUACCACUUCACCCGCCAGUGCAACUACAAGUGCGGCUUCUGCUUCCACACGGCCAAGACGUCCUUCGUGCUGCCCCUCGAGGAGGCCAAAAAGGGACUGCUGAUGCUCAAAGAUGCCGGUAUGGAGAAGAUAAACUUUUCGGGCGGGGAGCCUUUCAUUCACCAGCGGGGCGACUACCUGGGCAAGCUGGUGAAGUUUUGCAAAGAGGACCUCGCUCUGCCCAGCGUGAGCAUUGUCAGCAAUGGCAGUCUGAUCCGGGAGCAGUGGUUCCAGAGUUACGGUGAAUAUUUGGACAUUCUUGCCAUCUCCUGCGACAGCUUUGAUGAGCAAGUCAAUGUUCUUAUCGGCCGUGGUCAAGGAAAGAUAAACCACGUGGAAAAUCUUCAAAAACUGAGAAAGUGGUGUCGAGAUUAUAAAGUAGCCUUCAAGAUAAAUUCUGUCAUUAAUCGAUUCAACGUGGAAGAGGAUAUGAGGGAGCACAUUAAAGCGCUGAACCCUGUCCGCUGGAAGGUCUUCCAGUGCCUCCUAAUUGAGGGCGAGAAUUCUGGAGAAGAUGCCCUGAGAGAAGCAGAACGAUUCAUCAUCAGUGAUGAAGAAUUUGAAGACUUCUUAGAGCGCCACAAAGAGGUGUCCUGUUUGGUGCCAGAGUCGAACCAGAAGAUGAAAGACUCCUACCUUAUCCUGGACGAAUACAUGCGCUUCCUGAACUGUACAAACGGGCGGAAGGAACCUUCCAAGUCCAUCCUGGAUGUUGGAGUAGAAGCAGCUAUAAAAUUCAGUGGCUUUGAUGAAAAGAUGUUUCUGAAGCGAGGAGGAAAGUAUAUGUGGAGCAAGGCAGACCUCAGGCUGGACUGGUAAGGCUGACGGCGGACCGGCCUGUGGCCCAUGUGGAACUCUCACUCAGACUCAGCGUACCGCCUGCACCAUCCGCCAGGCUUCUUGGUGGCACUUCUCAGGGGCCCUAAAGCUGAUUUUCUGUUGCACUUGACAUCUGAUUCUCUGUGGUUACCGAACUCAUAACUUGGAUAAUCGAAUUCCAUAGACGAUGCAAAAUCCAUUAACUUUAAUUAAUUAGUUUAUUUUGGUACUGGUCUUUUGAGCCUUGUUUAAUAUGACCCCUGUAUUUCCACUUUGAAGUAAUUUUUUCCAGUUUGUUCAUAUGAUACUCAAAUGUUUUCUGCUAAAUACCGAAAUGCCAAUUUUCACAUCUGAAAAAAUUGCAAAAUCUCUGUCCCGAACAUUUCUACUUGUAAUGCUUUCCUUGUCUGCCCUUAUACCACUGCAAUCCUUGACUUUCUCCCCAGAAGUUCAGAAAUAGUCAACAGGUAUUUCAAAGGAUAAGAAACGAUAAUCUUAUCAGUCUUCAGUAAGUACCCAGGAGGACAAUGCAGGCCUGGAUGCUCAGGCGUGGCCCCUGGCCCACGCUGACUAUUCCGAGAAUGUUAGCUAUCUCCCUCGCUCUCUUUUCUCUUCCAAGAUUCUUAGCAAAACCAAGAUACACUUUUCAUUUCAUGGUGAAGUCGACAAGGGGGUCAGUGCUUGGGCAGCUGUGUGAACCUCUAUAUUCAAGCCACAUGAGUCUGUGAAGCAGAAAGAUGCGAGUUGACUUAAGUGGAUGGCUGUCCCCGUAUCUCUGGACUACCAUGAGCUGCUCCUGAAAAGCACCGGACACAGCCUGUAGGAAAAACUGUGUUAACGAGUGUAGAAUGCACUGGGUUUUUAUGUACAUAAAGCCGUGGCACAAUAUAACUUUUCCCAAUUAACUCCUACUCACUUGAAAUAAGGUUUAACCUUAUUUCAGAUUAGGUCAGAAAGACAAGGUCCAGUGCCUUUCUUUUCUAGCUCUAAUAAAGUGCUAAAGGAAAAUUGUGACUUAGACUAGGUCAGGGAACAGAGUCCUCUCUUUCUGGAAAUAAUCACAUGCCGUUUGUUUAUGUAACCUAGAUAGUAUCUCAUUGCCUCCAAAAUAAUAAUUUCCUGUCAUUGUUUCAAAAAAGCAAAAUCAUGGAAAAUUUUUUGCCCAAGCAAGAAAACUUUUAAUCCAGGUGCCAUUCCACUGUGCGUCACUAGGAGGCGCUUAAGGGUUGCCUGAUUGCAUUACACCACCAUGCGGAAACUCCACAAUCCGUGUUCAGGACUUGCUGGUUUUGAAAGGCUUGUUCUUUGUGAUUAUUUUCCUCAGAAGAGAUAGUCCUACUUCAAAUUUUAGGUCACUAUAAAUCAACUAAAAUGUGUUUUUGUCCCAUCGAGUUGUCAUGAAUUUUCAAAUUUAUAGUUUUACUUUUUAAGAGAAAAAUGAACUAGAAAGUUUUUUCCCCCCUAUGGAUUUUGAUAGCGUCUAAUCUAUGAUGAUGCUAACAUAAUCAGGAUAAACACAAAACAGGUUUUUUACUUAACACGAGUGUAUUUUGCUGAUUUUCACAUUAUUCAAUAAUAGUAAGUUCAAAAAGAAAGAUCACAUAAUGUGAAAUCACCGAAGACAUUGCCUAGUAUACAGCAAGUACUCAGUCAACAUUAUUUGAAACAAAAUCCAAAUCGGAAGCCCAGGUCCUCUGAGUCAGAGUGAAUUUUUCUCAAGCUGAGGGAAACUAUAUUUCUCUUUCCCCAAAGAGAAAUAUAACACAGAACAAAACAAACAAAAAAAAAGCUGCACUUAAGAAAUAAGCUACAGUAUUUUAAAUACGUUAUCCAGUUCCUUUAUACAUUAUCCAGUUCCUUUUAUACUAUCAUCUCCCUUCCUUAUGCACUAUCAAGAUUUGCAAAGCCUUAAUGUUUAAACUAUUCAAAUGUUAAUUCUUCUUCAAGGGGAGAAACAAAGACUUUUAGCAUUGCCAUAAAAUUCAAAUUUGGAUUCUAUAACAUUUUGCUUUAUUUUUUUCAGUUUUAAAUGUGAGUCCUCAGUUUUAUGAAAUAUGUUCCUUUUUUAGGGAAAACAAAGGAUAAUUUCAUAGAGGUAGCUCAAUUUCAGUGUGAAGGGCGAAUAUUUCGUGGCACCUUUAAUUAUUGCUUAAGUCUACACUGUAACAACGUCAUUGGAAUUUUGUCUUAAGAAACAUAGAUGCGUCAGAUAUGAGUAAUUGCAUAUUGGAUUUAAAAAGUGCGAAUCAUCUCCGUUAUUUAGUGAUAAAUGAUAUGAAAGUUACCUGUUUUCUUUUAAGUGUAAAGAUGAGUGAGAUCAUUUGACUGAACCAUCUGAAAUGUAGGCUCCUGUCUAUUCCUGUCUGGAGUUUGGAAUCGAGUCGUUGGGUCCCUAGAUCCUAACAAAGUUGCAAUAGACCUCUAUCAGGCAAUAAUGGAUUGUGUGGGCUACCCCCUUGUUGAAAGGACUAUUUAAUCAACUAUGAUUUGAGAAAGACAAAUGAAGCUGCAAGAUUUUAAGGCUUUGUCUUGAGUGUAUAUAGGACGUCUGAAUUUUGGGAGGAUAAUCUGUAUAUAUUUUUUCUGUAUAUAUGAUGCUCUUAAGUAUUGGUUUGAUGGGUCGUCAGACAUUAUAAUAUAUUAAAGUAUGUUUUGC